Protopterus annectens (West African lungfish) is the source of this 2534-nucleotide messenger RNA. It is a transcript of the gene OMP, whose product is annotated as olfactory marker protein. Gene Ontology annotation, biological process: signal transduction; sensory perception of smell. NCBI's taxonomy places the organism in Eukaryota, Metazoa, Chordata, Ceratodontiformes, Protopteridae. Gene Ontology annotation, cellular component: axon; cytosol; nucleus. Bases 33 to 515 code for a protein of 160 amino acids. The transcript has a single exon. The record is from RefSeq and is a predicted model, not a curated record.
CAGAGUUGUGAAGUUUUACUUCAGUGCUUACAAUGGCAUUAGAACCAUCUAAGCUGGAGUUGUUCUUCCAGAGAGAUUCUGCACUGACAGAGUGCAUGCGUAUGCGUGUGGAGAGCCUCCGGCAAAAAAAUGCAAAGCCGCAGGAUGGCGAAAAGCUGCUGCAGCCUAACGAGCAUGUGUACCGCCUGGAUUUCUACCAGCAGAAGCUAAGGUUCCUCAAGUGGAAGGUCCAGCUGGAAGUUCCAGGAAAGAUCACCAUCACAGGAACCUCUCAGCACUGGACACCAGAUCUUACACCGCUUAUGACCCGCCAGCUGUUGGAUCCCGCAGGCAUGUUCUGGAGAAAAGAGGAUGAUGAUGAACAGGCCGUUCACUGUAUGGAGGCCGAUGCCCAGGAAUUUGGUGAGAGGAUUGCAGAACUGGCAAAAGUCAGGAAAGUAAUGUAUUUCCUCAUAGCCUUCGGUGACGGUGUGGACCCUAGUAAUAUAAAGUGCUCCACUGUAUUUAAAGUUUAAUCAUGUUACUGUGUCAUACUGCUACUGGACUCUGGACUUAGCAUAUUUAUGAACACUGAUCUGAAAAUUACUUGCUUGCUUGAAACAUUUUAAAAGCGGUGGUCUUUUUAGCUACUAGCUUUCGAAAUUUUGAAGUAAAAUCAUGAUUUUAUUGAUUAUCUUGUAAAAGCUCAGAAAAUAAUCUUGUAGUUUAGUAAUUGCAGUGUUUGCUCCAUUCUGAAAUCUGAUGGCUAAACUAUUUUUGUCUCUCGGGUGUCUUCAUAUUUUUUCUUCUUACUAACACUUUUUGUAUUUCCUCAGAGUAAGCUGUCAGGUGUUUGUAGCUGACUGCUUUAUGUGCUCUUCAAACUACAGCCAGGUUUUCCAGAUUUGUUUGAGAAAAUCUCACGCAGUUUAGUGUAAGUUAUGACGUACACGAUGGUACAGAGUUGUUCUGUUGCAGUAUGCAUUUCUUCCUUACACAUGGAGUUCCACAGCUUUAAGGAUGUCAGUUUACCAGCAGAAAGCAAGGCAUCUUCUAAGAAGCUGAAAUCCGAUCUGAGUUCUGUUUGUUGGAACAUCAUUCAAGUUGGUCUGAAUUAUACAGCACUGAGAAGAAACCAAAGUGUCAGUAAUUCUAUAAACUGUUCAUGUAAUAAUACAUUAAAAAAGUCAGAACCAGUAGUCUUUCCUCCACUUCAUUGUGACACAUUGUUACACAUAAGCCAGAAAUAAAAAGUGUGGUCUCUAGCCACUGUUAGUAUGUUUACUAUUAAAAUGUGGUUGCAGUAAGUGGGAUAAUUUUAUGCAAGGGCAUUUUAUGACGGUUUGGAAUGCUGAUCACACUUUGUCAUUGAUAGUAAAACGGUUGCGUACUAUGCAAGACAUAAUUGGGGUGGGUUUCUAGCUCUGUGUGCGUUGCUGAGAGCUCUUGAGUUUGGAUUUUUCUCUUGAGAGGCACUGAAGGUCUUUUCCCAGAGCUAUAGCUGCAAAUGCUUAGCAUUUUAAAAAUGGACAUAAAGGCAGCAUUGUUAAACAGGUUAAUAAGUAUGCAGAUGCAGCUGAAAAGCAGAUAGCACAGGGCUGCUUUAUACCAGUAGGCAAUUUUAAAACCUUAUGCACCGUUUAGUAUUUUUGUCCACAGCUGUGUGUAACAGACCUGUAUUAUAACAACUCUUUUUCUGAACCUUUAACGACAGCAUUAGAAAGAUGAUACUUUCUCUACUUGUAAACACAGAUAUCUAAGGUCCUGGAUGUUAAAGAACUGCUUAAAUAAUUUGGAUCUUUGGUUCCUUACUCUGUUCCAUAUAGAGUUGCCACUUAUUAAAUGUGUAUGAAAUAAGACUUAAUUUCAGAAAUGUAAUGUGCUCACACCCACACGUCUUUUGUUCUUAUCUUGUAUGAUGUUGCACUUUAGCCUUGACAACUAAUAUGGGAAAAAGUGGAAUUCAUGCUGGUUUCAAGGUCACCCUGCCAGUAUCUAGUUAUAUUAGCUUUGAAGGAGUAGGGGAUUUUGAAACACACAAGUGCCACACUAUGAUGCAUUUCCAGCAAAUGUGCUAAUAUCAAAGCAUAUAUUGUAGUAAUUUAGUGCAGUUUUGAUGCCUCAUAUUUUUCUGAAUACAAAGUUCAUGCUUUGACAUGACAGAGGGUUAUGUCUGGCAACAUUAAUCAUUAGAGGGUUAAAUCCAUGUCGGAAGCCCUUGCUUAUGUUUAUACUUGGUUUAUUGGCAGGUAGAGGACAAUUCAAUGUACACUUUGUGUGUUUCUUCAGUUAUUGAAGUUCAUUGUAAAUUAAACAAAGUCUGCAUGUAUUAAAGCAAUAAAAACAUUGCUUGCCCUGGAAUUUUUACCAUUCCCUGUUUAAAAUCUGUUGUGUUCACUUAAGAAUUUGUGCAUGUUUUACUUAACCAGCCUGUUGCACUCUUCAUUUUUAUAUGAAAUAGACUUGUUUCAACUGCUUGAUUCAGUACAGCAAAUGGAAUGAAGUUCCUUUAAAUCUGACUACUUUUGAAUUGUAAGGUGCUUCAGUCUAGCCAA